AUGAGCGAGCACGACCAGCAGCCGUCGCAGGCCGGCCCAGUGCCGCGCAAGACCCAGCGGGCUCCAUCUUCAUGCACGGCCUGUACGGCGCGCAAGAUCAAGUGCGACAAGGUCUUCCCGUGCAAGCGCUGCAUCAGCAAGGGCAUCGGCGACGAGUGCAGGCGCGAGGUCGUGCAGGUCAAGGGGCGGCUCGUUGGCGCCGACACGAACGAGCUGCCGCGGCGCGAGUGGAGCCCGGCCGACUAUCAGCUCGAGAACCGCGCCCUGCGGCGCAUGAUCCGCAACCUGACGGGCAAGAUGCCGACCGAGGCGGACCUGCAGGCCGGCUUCGACGAGGACCCGCCAUCCUUGAUACCUGUCGUUCCCGCCACGCCCUCAAUCGGCACGUCGCAGCUCGAGGUCGACAGUACCAUCAUCGCGAGCGACCUCACGUCCAUCGGCAUCGAGCGCCCUCAAGACGGGCGACCGACAAAAAGGUCUCGACAAGCUUCACCCGACGUCUCGUACCUCGUGCCGACAUCGCGAGGCGUCAGCCGGUCAGCCCGCCUGCACUAUCUCCUGUCGCUCGUCCCGGUCGACCAGUCGCGCGCCCUCGUCGACCUUAGCCUGCGCCUGUGCGGCUGGAUCCACGGCGCCUUGCACCGCAUCCCGUACCUCGAGCAGCACGACCGGUGGCUCGCCGCAGUUCAGCGCGGCGAGUACGACGACGUCAGCCUCGAGUGGCUCAGCACCUACUUUGCCGUCAUUGCGACCGGCGCCUACUUCCUUGGCGACGCCUGGGACCGCCACCGCAUCUUUACUCCUCAACAACGCCUCGAGCUCCCUCGAGCAUGGUUCUCGGCCGCCCUCGAGGCGCUCUACCUGAGCGAGUUCAUGACGCGGCACACGUUCGAGUCGCUCCAGACCAUCUGCAUCCUCACGCUGUGCGCCAACAACUUUGGCGCGUCGUCGCACCUCGUCUCGCUCCUCCACAUGGGCCUGCACAUCGCCCAAGCCCGAGGUCUGCACGUGCUCGGCGCCGAGGACGAGGGCAAGAUACCGCCGCCGGGUCUGCGCAAAAGGGAGCUGGGGCGCACCGUCUGGGGCGCCCUCGAACUCGGCAUUGCACUCUCGCCGGCUCAGCAGCAACCUUACUCGCUCAUCCUGCCUCAAGGCUUCUCGGCGCCGCAAGCCAACCUCGACGAGGAGGACCUGCUCGAGGGCCAGCCUUUCAAGCCUCGACCGUUCCACUGCAUGACCUCGCAAUCGGUGCACAUCCUCGUCAACUACCUCGGUCGCCUCGUCCGCACGUUCAACCGCGAGUUUUGGUCCUCGCCCUCGCUCGACGCCCAGUGGAAGCUCGUGCAGGCGACCGACGGCGACUUUGUGCGCCUCAUCGACUCGUUCCCGCAUUUCAAGGCGACCCCCGAGCCGUACCCGCAGUACAUCGACCUCGACGACCAGCUCCCGUACCUCGACUGGGCGCGACACCACAUGGCCGUCGGCGUUCCGAGGAUCCGCAUGACGCUCCAUCGGUGCUUCCUGCGCAAGAGCUACACCGACUCGACCUACCUCAAGUCGCGGCAGAUCUGCCUCGAGAGCGCCCGAGCGAUUCUCGCCGAGCGUCAACGAGUCGUGCCCGCCCUGUUCGACCGAGCCUGGCACGUCACGAGUGACACGGUCUCGGCGGGCAUCAUCCUCGUCGCCAUCUACCGCGAGGAGAAGGACCUGCACGAGAAGCGGCAGCUUUACGCCGACGUCAAGGCGUGCAUCGCCGUCCUGGGCAAGGGCGGCUCGACCGACAACAACCUCGUCCAGAUCGGCGUCAACUUGCUCAACAGCUUCUUGCGCAACGCCGGCUCGCCUCCUCCUCUUCCACCGCGCCCUCAUCCGGCGGCGACACACUCGUCGGCGAGCACGAGCGCCAUGGACGGGCCCGAGCACUUGUCGCCGCACCCACCCUUCCACCCGUCCUUCGAGCCGCCGAUCCAGCGCCCGAUGCCCACCUUCGACCCUUCCUCCCCUGUCUUCCCUCCUCACGACCCCAGCUACGCCCACGACCCCUACCUCUCUCACAUCGACCCGCAACUGCGCGCCUCGACCUCGUACUCGCACUCGCACCACCACCCUCCUCCGCCUCCUCACGACUCGGCCGCCCUCCCCGACCUGUGGAACUCGCUCGACUUUUCGACCGAGCGCCGCCCCAGCUUCGACCCGUUUGGCGGCUGGGAGGGGUCGCUCCUCGCCGAGUGCGCCGGCGGCAGCAUCGGUGGCGGCGGCGGCGGCGGCGGCGUGACGUGGGCGUCGACGGCGCCGGGACCGAGUCCGAGCGGGUCGCAGGCUAUCUUUCCCCCUGGUGGGGCCGAGCACGUCGAGUACGACCCGUCGAGGCCCACUGCGCAGUGGUAG
Messenger RNA from Rhodotorula graminis WP1, 2388 nucleotides. RefSeq lists its product as uncharacterized. The coding region runs from base 1 to 2388 and encodes 795 amino acids. Gene Ontology annotation, biological process: regulation of DNA-templated transcription. The record is from RefSeq and is a predicted model, not a curated record. Lineage: Eukaryota; Fungi; Basidiomycota; Microbotryomycetes; Sporidiobolales; Sporidiobolaceae. Gene Ontology annotation, molecular function: DNA-binding transcription factor activity, RNA polymerase II-specific; zinc ion binding. The transcript is spliced from 8 exons.